Molecule: messenger RNA, 2527 nt
Organism: Leptopilina boulardi
Lineage: Eukaryota; Metazoa; Arthropoda; Insecta; Hymenoptera; Figitidae
Gene: Mau2
Product: MAU2 chromatid cohesion factor homolog
Exons: 8
Coding region: 264-2054 (596 amino acids)
Biological process (GO): maintenance of mitotic sister chromatid cohesion; mitotic sister chromatid cohesion
Cellular component (GO): chromatin; SMC loading complex
Molecular function (GO): double-stranded DNA binding; protein binding
Source: RefSeq, a predicted model, not a curated record
CCUGCUCAUUAGUCUUCUUGUGCGCAGUACUGAUUGGUACUGAUUGGGUUUUGUUGAACAUAAAUAUUACGCAAUAAAGCGGUUUAAAUACAAAAUUUGAGAUAAUGAGGGCGAAAUGUGAAUGUAACUAUGUUCAAUAAUCGCGAGUGAUAGCUUGAUAAGUUGGUGUAUAUCUAUUAAAUGUCCUGGUUACAAGAAAUAUAUGUAGAUUUUUAAUCGCUCUUUCGCGGUUUCUACAGUUUCUCUUCCCGAGAAAUGUCAAAAUGGCGUCUUCUCAGGACGCUUGGUAUCUAUCGCUUUUAGGUUUAGCUGAAAAUUUUCGCACUUCUAAUCCACCAAACAUUAAAUCGUGUAUACAGUGCCUCCAAGCUGUCUUCAACUUUAGACCACCUCCUCGAGUCGAAGCAAGAACGCAUUUACAACUUGGAAACAUCUUGCUUAUACACACAAAAAACAUUGAACUAGCUCGUUCUCAUCUCGAAAAAGCUUGGAGGCUCAGUCAAAACAUAAACACUUUCGAUGACGUCAAGUUUGAAGCCGCCAGUGUUGUUGCUGAACUGUAUGAACAACAACAACAAUCGACUUUAAGCAAACCAAUUUUGAGGAAGGCCAUAGAACUAUCGCAGCACAAUGUCUACUGGCAUUGUAGACUUAUUUUUCAGUUGGCGCAAAUUCAUGCGUCGGAAAAAGACUUUGUUGUUGCAAGUAGUCUUCUUGCAGUUGGAGUGGAUUAUUCUCAUAUAAGUAGUGCUAAUUAUACUCGAGUUUUGUUUCUAUUAAGUAGAUGUAUGCUCAUGUUAAUAGACAAAAAAUUUGUGGAAGUGCAUCCUCUUCUGACGUCAGCCGGUCAUCAAGUUGAAAAUUGGCAAGGUGGCACCCACCAAAAAGAAUAUCUUAAAGUCUACUACUUGGUUCUACAAGUUUGUCAUUUCCUAAUGGCCGGUCAGGGAAAGAGUGUUAAACCUUGCCUGAAGCAACUUCAACAAAGUAUACAGACAAUCAUCUCUCCAAAUUGGCCCACAGACGAUUUUAUUACUGGUCCUAACAUUGGUGACAUGUUUAUUUGGAUGCCAAAGGAACAUUUGUACGUUCUAGUAUACUUAGUAACUGUUAUGCAUUCAAUGCAUACAGGUUACAUGGAAAAAGCACAAAAAUAUACAGACAAAGCCCUCACCCAGAUUGAGAAACUGAAAUUUGUGGAGAACAAGCCAAUUCUUUCUGUCUUUCAACUUAUGUUACUCGAACACAUAGUGAUGUGUCGGCUCGUUAUGGGAAAUAAAAGUACAGCCCUUGCAGAGAUUUCGCAAGCUUGUCAACUUUGCAGGCAGCAGCCGAAAUUACUUCAAGGACACAGACCCCAAUUGCAUACACUUAUAGGCUUGUAUGCAAUGUCUAUGAAUUGUAUGGAGGCCGCGGAAGCUCAAUUUUUGGCGGCGUUACGAGUGAGCAGUACAACGGAACGUGAGUUACAGACAUUUGCCAAUUUAAAUCUUGCGAUAGUUUACCUGAGAACAAAAAGGGAUCAGGAAUUAGGGACUCUCUUGGAAAGAAUCAAUCCUGAAUCUUUACCGUCACACUCACAUUCCUUAAGGGCAGCAGCAUAUUAUGUUCAAGGACUUCAAGCUUUCUUUGGUGCUCGUUAUAAUGAGGCAAAGAGAUACUUGAGGGAAACGUUAAAAAUGGCAAAUACAGAAGAUCUAAACAGAUUGACUUCGUGCAGUCUUGUACUUCUUGGACACAUAUUCCUUUCUCUGGGUAAUAAUCGAGAGUCAAUGAAUAUGGUCACACCUGCUAUGCAGUUAGCUUCUAAAAUUCCAGAUGUCCACGUACAACUUUGGGCGACAGCAAUUCUUAAAGAUUUAUAUAGACUUUGUGGAGAUCCUACAAGAGAAAAUGAUGCAUAUCAAAUGCAUUGUAAUUUCUCUCAAACGCUGUUAAAGGAUCAUUUCCAAAGUACACAAAUGAGUGAGUACGCUCUCAUUCAAUGGACUGAAGGACCAGUGCCUGUUUUACCCAACAAUCCUCCUCCUUCCACUUCUCAAGCGAUUCUUUAACAAGAGUAAAAAAAUUAUUCUUCAUAUUUACUUAAAUAUUCCAAAUGUUCCGCUGAAUUGGGCACUACAGCGGAAAAUUUGUUUUUAUUCUUUGAAAAGAAAAGAAGACAGAAUUCAACGUGGAAGAUUUCUCAUUUUGUAUUGAGAAUCAUUGCUGAGCAAAGUCACUGGGAUACAUUUUCACACUAAGAGAGAAAGAGAGACCAGUCAUGUAGACCUUCAUUUUUUGACUUAAAACUUUGAGGACUAUAUCACAGUCUUACAAAAAAGUAUCAUGUGCGGCUGACCCGAGUACCUUACACCCAUAUAUUUUGGUGCAGUGAACACGAAUCUGAGGUCAGAUUUCAAUCCAUCAGGUCAGGAUUUUUUUCUACCCUCAAAAAACAUGUCGGAUGUUAUGUAACAUACAAUUUUUUUUAAAAAUUGAUUGGAUAAACUUAAAACUCGUUCCUUGUGGGUUUUUUGGUGUCGCU